CCCUCCCCUCGGCGCUCGCCCUGAUUGCACGGAGUCGGGGAGCUCGCGGCUGCUUCGCACCAGCUCGGAAUUGGGGGGCAGCAGAGGGGAGUGGUUAGCGCAAGGGGGGGGGGGGAAGGACCGGGCGGCGGUGGGCCUUUGUUACGGGCAGCGCUUUGCAACCCGCGCGCGCGGCGGUGGAUGCUCGGCAAAGCCUUUUUUUUGGCAAAAGGGCCGGCUGUACCUUGCCCGGGCUCGCGCAGUCCCUUGGAGGAGCAACAUGCGCGGCGCUGCUGGCUGCCACCUGCGCGCUUGCAUCGGGGGAUCCGCAGCGGCCGCGGCGCGUUCAAUGGGCGGCGGGGCGUCCUUUGUCCGGCGGGAACCCGCGCUCCCUGGGAUCUAGAGCGAGGGGAACCCGCAGCGCCCCGGAGGAGGGAGUCGAGAAGCCCCUGAUGCGCCAAAGCCUGGUUUUUCUGGCACCCUGGAGAAGCCACAGAAAAUGCAAAACAACGAAGUGAUAAAACCUGCCAAGUACUUCUCCGAAGUGGAGAAGAGCGUGCUGCUUGCCCUGGUUGAGAAAUAUAAAUAUGUCCUGGAGUGCAAGAAAAGCGACGCCCGGACGAUUGCGCUGAAACAGAGGACCUGGCAGGCCCUGGCGCACGAGUACAAUUCUCAGCCCAGCGUUUCGCUCCGGGACUUCAAGCAGCUGAAGAAAUGCUGGGAAAACAUCAAGGCGCGGACCAAGAAAAUAAUGUCCCACGACAGGCGAGAUAAGGUCAAAAGGAGUAUCAGCCCCCUCAUUGGUAAUCACGUCCUAAGGAAGGAGAAGAUCGCCAGCAUGGUGCCGGAGCAAGUGUACUUUUUGCAGAAUCCGCCAGACGAAGAUUCGGAAUAUCAGCCAGAGACUUCCAGUCAAGAACCUUUCACCGUCAUAAACAGAGAACUGUGCGACGAAGAGAAAGAGCUCGUCCACUACCAGGUGUGUGAAGGGACCUCGCAGUCCGAGCCGUCUUGCUCGGCGGUCAGACUCACGGGCAGUAAAAACUUCCGCAGCAAGGCCGCUCAGGAAAGCGACCUGAAGAAGAUGCACGAGGAAGAGCACCACCAGCAGAUGUCCAUCCUGCAGCUGCAGCUGAUCCAAAUGAACGAGGUGCACGUGGCCAAGAUCCAGCAGAUCGAGCGGGAGUGCGAGAUGGCGGAAGAGGAGCACCGGAUCAAGAUGGAAGUGCUCAACAAAAAAAAGAUGUACUGGGAGCGAAAGCUCCAGACAGUUGCCAAGGAGUGGCCCGUCUCUUCUUUUAACAGACCCUACCCCAAUUCACCCUAGAGAAUCCGGCAGCACCCGGGCGGUGGGAUUGAACCAGCGGGCUCCCUUAACACAAGGGUCGGGAUUCGCUCAAGUGAAUUUGGUAUCUGUAGUUGAAUGGCUGUGAGAAUGCCUGUGGACAGACAGUAAGGAAAAGCUAAAAAAAAAAAAGGUGGUGUUUAGUUUUUAAAACAGGUUUUGUUUCUUUGCAGGCGGAGUUGGUGUUAAGUGCUCUUUGUGAGGCUUUAAAUAGGCACAAGGAUGCCAUUUCAAAAUCCA
Molecule: messenger RNA, 1564 nt
Organism: Sphaerodactylus townsendi
Lineage: Eukaryota; Metazoa; Chordata; Lepidosauria; Squamata; Sphaerodactylidae
Gene: MSANTD3
Product: Myb/SANT DNA binding domain containing 3
Exons: 3
Coding region: 479-1306 (275 amino acids)
Source: RefSeq, a predicted model, not a curated record